UAGAAAAGCCCACUCCCCCCCCUUCCGCCUUUUCUCCAGUACCUCAGGGGAAGCGGCUGGGCUUGGCCCGCUUGCCCUGCCUUGACCCAGAGCCGGGAUCUUUCCCAGGUCCACAUCUGGGGCGGAAUCCUUUAAUGUUGAGGGGCAACCGCUGCGCCUCAGGAGGCCCCUUUCUCAGAAGGCAGCGCGCGCCCUCCUUUCUCCCCGCGUCCCAGACACCAGCUGCUGACCCCGGUCCUCUGCCCUCCACGUCUCCUGCCCGGCGAGCUUCAGACGAGCCGCCCGCCUCAGCCGCAGCCGUCUCUUCCCGCCGUCCGCCCGUCAGCCUCUCUCUCUCUCUCUCUCUCUCUCUCUCUCUCUCUCUUCCUCCCCGGUUUCUGGUUCCCUCUUCCUCGUCGUUUCUCGCCUGGCCAGGCCAGCCCGCUCUCCGCUCGCCCCUGGGCGGCAUCUGGUGGCCCCUUCCCAGCCCUGCCGGCUCCGCUUUCCUGCCGUCCCGCCGCGGGGGCGGGGGGAGGCAGCGGCCUCUCCGCCUCCUCCCUCGCCUGCAGCGCGCCCGGCGGCGGCCAGAGCCCGUGCGGCGCGGAUCGCGAGCUCCGAGGGACGCCCGAUGGUGCCGCGCGGCGACGGCGGGGGAGGUGCCAGGCGCCUUCUGCUGCUCGCGCUGCGCUCGCCCUCGCGGAGCCUGCGGCUCUGGCUGCUGCUGCUGCUGCUCCUGGCGGCGCUCGGGCACGCGUGGACCUACCGCGAGGAACCUGAGGAGAGCGACAGGGAAGUGUGUUCCGAGAGCAAAGUCGCCACCACCAAAUACCCGUGUUUGAAGCCCGGCGGGGAACUCAGCACCUGCUUCAGGAAAAAGUGCUGUAAAGGUUAUAAGUUUGUUCUUGGACAAUGCAUUCCCGAAGACUAUGAUGUUUGUGCAGAUGCUCCUUGUGAACAGCAGUGCACCGACAACUUUGGUCGAGUCUUAUGUACGUGCUACCCUGGUUAUCGGUAUGAUCGUGAAAGACACAGGAACCGAGAAAAACCCUAUUGCUUAGAUGUUGAUGAGUGUGCCACAAGCAGUGAGACUCUCUGCCCCCACAUCUGUGUAAAUACUCUUGGUAGCUAUCGGUGUGAAUGUCACGAAGGAUACAUACGUGAAGAUGAUGGGAAAGUAUGCACCAAAGGAGAUAAAGCAGGCUUUUCUGAGAAGGUGGACAAUGUGGUGAAACCAGGGGCUUGUUGUGCCUCCUGCAGAGAAUUCCACCAGAUCAAACAGACGGUACUGCAACUGAAACAAAAGGUUGCUUGGCUACCAAAUAAUGCUGUUGACCUUAGCAAACCAAUCACAGGAGAAAAAGUACUUGCAUCCAAUGCUUACAUACCUGGCCCUCCUGGGCAGCCAGGGGAUCAGGGUCCUCCAGGGGUUGCAGGUCCAAAAGGGAGCCCUGGAUUCCCUGGAUCCCAGGGUCCUCCAGGGGUGCCAGGCCCUAGAGGAGGCAUGGGGCCGAUGGGACCGUCUCCAGACCUCUCUCACAUUAAACAAGGCAGAAGAGGGCCUGUGGGUCCUCCAGGUGCACCAGGAAGAGAUGGAGCAAAGGGUGAGAGAGGUGCACCAGGAGAAAAGGGUCCACCCGGGCCACCAGGUUCCUUUGACUUCUUGCUGUUGAUGAUGGCAGAUAUCAGGAAUGAUAUUGCUGAGCUGCAAGAGAGGAUCUUUGGACACAGGACUCAUUCAUCAGCAGAGGAGUUUCCACUACCUCAGGAAUUUGCUAACUACCAGGAUGUAGACAUUGGAUCUGGAGAGGACUAUAAACAGAGGACUAUACCAAAAGACACCAGAACAUCUGAAGAAGGCAAUCAUUAAAAAAGGACCUCUGCUUUGGAAAGAGUGAAAAGGGGUUGGGUUGUGAUCCACAGGUCACUUAAGCCAGCUUAUUUGCACGCACCCCAGCUUAGCAGUAGAAAAAUCAGUGGACAGUAAGAUCGUGUGUCAGGAGGGUUAUUACAUUUCUUUCCCUAAACAUUAUGGUCCAAACAAUGAGGUAGGUUAUUAAGGAUGCUAUAUCAAAGUCUUGUCUUGCAGUUUCUUCCUAUAUCAGAGUUCCGCUUUUUUUUUUUUAACCUCUCAGGGUUCUGGGGAAUUUUGGGGGGAAUUUUUUGGGGUAUUUUUGAGCUUACUUUUAUUGCCUGCCCACACUUCCCAAUCUGAAGAAGCCCUACAGGAGGAUUAACACAGUGCUUUUCCUUUACGUUUAAAGAAAGUGUAGGAAUCAGGAACUGGAGAGCUAACUGUACAGUGGGACACCCACUAGAAGAACAGGCCAAAGUUAUCUUAGUCCAGAACCUUCUUAAAAUGGCCAAUCAGUUGCCUCUCAGAUGCCCACAAAGAAGAGACAGAAAAAUGCCUCUUCUAACCAAUCUUCCCCCUGCAGAGAUACUGGCCUCAAGCCAGUGGUGGGAUUCAAAUAUGUGAACAACCAGUUCUCUGUGUGGAUGUUGCUUCCGGAAGUCCAUUCUGGGCCUGGGCAACAAAAAGUUAGCUACCGGUUCUGCCAAAGUGGUGCGAACCGGCUGAAUCCCACCACUGCCUCAAGCCAGAGAUAACGUUGCAUCUUCAUCAUGAAUGGUCCUGUCCUCCAUGAACUUAUCUAAUCCUCCUUCAAAGACAUCCAAUGAAUGACUAUUACUCUUUCUUGUGGGAACAGACGCAUGAAUUUUACAAGAAUUUACUUAUAAGAAUUUCAUUGGAAAUUCUUUUUUCCUUGGAAGAAAAAAAAAUGGUUUUCAUCAAACUGAAUGAGAACUAAUAGCAACAGAAAAGUGGAGGCAUCUUUCAGCAUAGCCUGAGUGAUUAACACCCAGAGGAAGUUUUUGUAACUAGAAUAUCCCACUGAAAAUUGCAUAUUUGAGUGUUUUCUCUAGAAAAGAAUACAUUCUUUUAUGUGGAGACCACUAAAACUGCUCUGCUAGAAAGAAAAUACAAUCAUGUGACCAUGGGGGAGGGGUCAGCUAUGUCACAGUCAAGGUUGUCUGCAUCAUGCAAUAGAUCAGGGGUCUUCAAACUUGGCCCUUUUAUGACUUGUGAACUUCAACUCCCAGGAUUCCUCAGCCAGCAUGCCACAAGUCAUUGAAGGGCCAAGUUUGAAGACCCCUGCAAUAGAUUAACAUCAGCACAACAGGGAUGAUCUCACAUCUGCAAUAGCAAAUGUUCUGAAAGAGGCAGGAUAGCUCCAAGUGCAUCAGUGUAACUGUCCAGGUAAAGAAACCUGGAUAUUGGCUACAGUACUGUGGCCGAAACGGUUUGUAAAUUGCACUGUUAAAGUUGUACUCUAUUUUAAACAUGCACUGAUAAUGUAUAAAGUUAUAUAAAUAUUUUAUUGUUCAACACUU
Molecule: messenger RNA, 3372 nt
Organism: Crotalus tigris (Tiger rattlesnake)
Lineage: Eukaryota; Metazoa; Chordata; Lepidosauria; Squamata; Viperidae
Gene: CCBE1
Product: collagen and calcium binding EGF domains 1
Exons: 11
Coding region: 608-1846 (412 amino acids)
Molecular function (GO): calcium ion binding
Source: RefSeq, a predicted model, not a curated record